GGAUAAGCAGCAUUUAUUUGUAGAGCCUAAAGGAGCUAAAAAAUUAUUUGAUGAAAAUCGAAGUGAUCAGGAUAAUAGUGAAUAUGUAAUGUAUCUUAGCGAAAAGAUUAAGGAAUUAGAGUCACAAAUUGAAAACCAAA
Racocetra fulgida is the source of this 140-nucleotide messenger RNA. The record is from the annotation of a GenBank genome assembly. NCBI's taxonomy places the organism in Eukaryota, Fungi, Glomeromycota, Glomeromycetes, Diversisporales, Gigasporaceae.